AUGGCUGGCUCAAUUUCCCGCCUUGAGCUCCUUCAAUGGUUCAAGGCGGGCAAGAAGGUUGGCAAAGACUUUGUUCUCGUCGACCUACGUCGCACGGACUUUGAGGGAGGCACAAUCCAGGGAUCUUUAAAUCUUCCAGCACAGAGCCUGUAUCCUAGCAUUCCUGCUCUUUAUUCAAUUCUGUUGCAAGCCAGGGUUCCUAAAGUGGUGUGGUAUUGCGGUUCUUCCCGAGGCCGCGGAACACGUGCGGCUGCUUGGUUUGCGGAAUAUCUGGAGGGGCAGAAUAAUAGGGAAAUGGAUAGCGUUGUGCUGGAAGGGGGCAUCAAGGGAUGGGUGGCAGCCGGUGAGGAUUAUAUCCGGUGUAUGGAUGGAUAUGAUGCGUCGAAAUGGAAGGAAUAG
This is a messenger RNA of Penicillium odoratum, 399 nucleotides long. RefSeq lists its product as uncharacterized. The coding region runs from base 1 to 399 and encodes 132 amino acids. Gene Ontology annotation, molecular function: protein tyrosine phosphatase activity. NCBI's taxonomy places the organism in Eukaryota, Fungi, Ascomycota, Eurotiomycetes, Eurotiales, Aspergillaceae. The record is from RefSeq and is a predicted model, not a curated record. The transcript is spliced from 3 exons. Gene Ontology annotation, cellular component: nucleus; cytoplasm.